AUGGUCCGGAUGUCUUCGAACUACCAUCUGUCGCUCCCGUCUCUCGUUAUCCUUUCAUGUGCUGUAGUCGCAGUCGCCGUUCGUCUCCCCGAUACCAUCUCGGAUCUGAUACCAGCAUGUGCGCGAGAAUGCUUCCUCUCAUUCCUCGUCAUGAACUACGGUGCAGGCAACGACGACCAGUUACCUUCGCUUGACUACCUUUGCUCAACCCGUGGAGCCACCGAGUAUACCAUUGGAGAGGGAGCUGCGCAAUGCAUCGCUGCCGAAAAAUCCGUUGGCUAUUGCUCAAAGAAUGAAGCAAGCGGUGAGAGCACUAGUGAAGAGAUCGCAUAG
This is a messenger RNA of Drechmeria coniospora, 333 nucleotides long. RefSeq lists its product as uncharacterized. NCBI's taxonomy places the organism in Eukaryota, Fungi, Ascomycota, Sordariomycetes, Hypocreales, Ophiocordycipitaceae. Bases 1 to 333 code for a protein of 110 amino acids. The transcript has a single exon. The record is from RefSeq and is a predicted model, not a curated record.